AUGUCGGACAAUCGUCUCGAUCAAGAGUGGGUUCGCGAGGAGCUCAUUCCUUUCCUUGCGCGGGUCUGGGGCAAGCGUCAAGACUGUGCUAUUAGAUAUGACUGGACAGAAGAUGUUCAUCGCGCUGAAGAUCAAGUUAACAGCAUCCGCGACUAUGAUAACAGUGCAUACACUGUCGAGCGCCUCCGCCAAGCUCUCUAUAUCCCAGGAGUAAUUUACGCGCACCCAGGAAGUCAAGUGUAUGCUGUUGCUCAAGACAUCGGCUUGUCUAUCGCUAUAUUCGUCCGGUAUGCGCUGACCUAUGGCGGGUAUCAGUUAGCGACGCUGGAUCAUACUUGGAACCCAAGUGUGGUCCAAGGUGCAAUGGAGUUGAGGAAGUCUGUCUUAGGGGAUAGCGUUCCUGGUUCUGUCGGUUUCGGAAAGUCUAUGCAAUCUACAUAUUCGGAAAAAAAUCGACAGCUUGCGGUGCAUGCAAGAUCCGGCCCCGCUGCCGUGCAUUCAGCUCAAAAACGCGGUGGUGACUGGUGGUCGUUCGUAGGCACUGACCAGGGCGGGUUAGGGAGUUUCUAUCCUGCAUAUUCUUCAUCAGCACCACCCCCAGGUCCCGCUAUUGGGGAUUUCUCCGGCGUGUUGGCUAGGUUUUCGCCUAUGCUCUCAUUAAGUCAACCUCGUCAAGUAUCUUGGGACAUCCCGGAUGGAAGCAGGUACUACGGUUCGUACAACGGGUAUUCUAAGUCCUCCCAUGGCCCUGUCCAUCCUCGUGGGUGUGGUAAGGGCUCUCGUUGGAAGAAUAAGGCUUCAGAGACAGCGAUGGGAGCUCAGAGCCGCAUCUCCAGCUCCUGGUCUGCUCACCACCAUCAUUGGGCUUGGCCAUGUAUGACAUCUGGGCCAGCCUUGCCUACUAGUCAAGCUUACUAUUCUAUUACCGGUACAGUGGGUUCCUACGAAACACAGCAGGGUUCCAUGGUGCCCCCAUAUGCGGCAGGACGAAUUAACGCCAGCGUAUCACAACGUCAAGGUGGACAUCGUUCUGGCCAGGUCAACGGCAGUAGACCCUGUGCGUACUCAGGUAUGCCCGGUGCUCACUUCAAUAUCAACCGCGACAUUUCCAGCCCUUCCACCGCCAGCAGUUUUCAUACAGCUUCAAGUGUAGGGUCCGCUCUCCGCGCUGAGGCUUCAGAAUAUGUCCCCAAGACUGGUUUGCGAGGUACAGCAUCCGAGUUCCAUCCUAGCGCUAAAUCCCGCAACAAAUCGAUCGAAAAAUAG
Molecule: messenger RNA, 1266 nt
Organism: Lindgomyces ingoldianus
Lineage: Eukaryota; Fungi; Ascomycota; Dothideomycetes; Pleosporales; Lindgomycetaceae
Exons: 3
Coding region: 1-1266 (421 amino acids)
Source: RefSeq, a predicted model, not a curated record